Aspergillus sclerotioniger CBS 115572 is the source of this 1702-nucleotide messenger RNA. It is a transcript of the gene arp6, whose product is annotated as actin family protein. The transcript has 2 exons. Gene Ontology annotation, molecular function: nucleosome binding. The coding region runs from base 116 to 1324 and encodes 402 amino acids. The record is from RefSeq and is a predicted model, not a curated record. NCBI's taxonomy places the organism in Eukaryota, Fungi, Ascomycota, Eurotiomycetes, Eurotiales, Aspergillaceae. Gene Ontology annotation, cellular component: Swr1 complex.
CAGCCCCCCUCCACUCACCAGCACGGACUUCUCCUUCCUAAUUACAUCCGCCCAUGUGUCGUGCAGAGGAUCAUGAUAGCUCGAUUCUAAUGACCUAAUCCCCCACCCCCCAAAAAUGGGCACCACCAAACCUCGUCCUUCCGGAAGGGCUUCCGUCGCCAAGGUCCAAUCUCUACCGGACAAGAUAUUCAUCAUUGAUAAUGGCGCGUAUACUAUGAAAGCUGGCUAUGCGCCUGGAUGCUCACCCCCGGAAGACGAAUCGAAGGCGCUUUCGGCGUGCUCGGAUAUCCCCAACGCGAUUGUCAAGACCCGUGGCAACAAGAUCUACGUCGGUUCUCAGCUCAACACGCAUGUGACGGACUGGAACGAGAUGACGUUUCGCCGCCCCGUCGAAAAAGGAUACACUGUGAACUGGGAAGCGCAGAAGGAAAUAUGGGAACACUCGUUUUUGGACGAAAAGACCGUGCGCAGCAAGGAUCUUCGCAUCACGGACCCGGAAGAGACGACGCUUCUGUUGACGGAGGCGCCGAAUGCAUUGCCGGCGCUACAGAAGAAUGCGGAUGAGAUUGUGAUGGAAGAGUGGGGAUUUGGGGGUUAUCUAAGAUGCGUUGGCCCGUCGCUGAAUGCUUGGAAUAACAUCCAGUCUCUGUUCGGGGAUCCUAUCGUGCAGGAGACAAACUCGGUUGUGCCCGCAAGAGAAUGUCUCCUAGUGGUCGAUUCCGGCUACUCUCACACCACCGUGACGCCGGUUUACAAGGGGCAGCCGCUCCAACGUGCAAUUCGCAGACUCGACCUUGGGGGCAAGCAUCUUACGAAUUAUUUGAAAGAGAUGGUCUCCGUACGACAGUACAACAUGGUGGAAGAAACGUAUAUAAUGAACGAAGUUAAAGAGGCAGUUUGUUUUGUGAGUAACAACUUCGCUAACGACAUGGAACAAACGUGGAAAGGCAGUCGGAAACGUGGCCUGCCCGAGCCCAGCGAGGGUGUGAUGGUAGAUUAUGUCCUCCCCGACCCCAAUGCAGGCAAGAAGGGCUUCAUGCGACCACACGAGUCUUUGUUGAAUGCCAAGAAGAGGAAGGGAGCUCUCUCGGGUGCCAACACGGAAGCACUAUCCGAAGACGCCCUGGUCUUGGGCAACGAGCGCUUUGCUGUUCCGGAGAUACUGUUCACGCCUGGUGAUAUUGGCAUGAAGCAGGCCGGGAUACCGGAUAUUAUCAUGCAGAGUCUUUCUGUCUUGCCUACCGGACUGCACCCCGCCUUCCUGGCCAACAUUUUGGUCGUCGGCGGCAAUGCGCUCCUCCCCGGAUUUGUGGAAAGACUGUAAGGUGGCAUCAUAUAUUCACGGAUUGGCAGAUUGCUAACCUGGUGCAGGGAGACCGAACUGCGUCAACUGGCUUCCGCGGAAUGCGCUGUACGAGUUCGAUGCCCUCAAGAGUAAGCGCUGCCCUACCGUCGACUGUCCUUGAGCUACAAGCUGAUGAUCCUUUGCGCACAGUCCGAUUCGCUCCACCUGGCUGGGGGCGUCCCGAUUUGCCACCAAUAAAGACGACCUCAAGAAAGUCGCAAUCACACGGCAGGAGUACCAAGAACACGGUUCUUCCUGGGCUAGUCGGAAGUUUACUGGUGCGCUAUAAGCUCGGUUGGCAAGGAUGUCUGUGGAGUUCAGGUUUCGCACGGGUUUGAUAGAAGUUGCUUGCCUGCC